This is a messenger RNA of Spinacia oleracea (spinach), 1491 nucleotides long. Its product is annotated as peroxidase 57-like. The transcript is spliced from 4 exons. The record is from RefSeq and is a predicted model, not a curated record. The coding region runs from base 32 to 1042 and encodes 336 amino acids. Gene Ontology annotation, biological process: hydrogen peroxide catabolic process; response to oxidative stress. Lineage: Eukaryota; Viridiplantae; Streptophyta; Magnoliopsida; Caryophyllales; Amaranthaceae. Gene Ontology annotation, molecular function: peroxidase activity; heme binding.
UUCAAGAGUAAAUUGCUAAAUUAAUAUAGUCAUGAGGAAAGACAAUUCGGCGGGAGGCGCAUUAGCCAUCGGACUCAUUGUCAUGAUCCUCGCCGGCCAAUGUUACGGCCAAUUGAAAAUCGGUUUUUAUAAUAACAAGUGUAAAAAUAAUGUUGAUUUUGAUGUUGAAGACUUUAUUCGUGGGAGGGUGGAAUUGGCUUUCAGCAAGGAUCCUACUCUUGUAGCGGCUAUGCUUCGUAUGCUCUUUCAUGAUUGCUUUGUUAAGGGAUGUGAUGCAUCACUUCUACUUGACGGAGAAAACACUGAGAAGACCGCAGGGCCAAAUAGAACUGUUAGAGGCUUUGAACUCAUUGAUGACAUAAAAAGAGCCUUAGAAGACGAACAUCUUUGUCCAGGAAUUGUUUCUUGUGCUGAUAUUAUCGUUAUAGUGACAAGAGUUACCGUUUUUCUGGCAAAUGGCCGCACAAACUAUUACCUGGUGGAAACCGGGAGGCGCGACGGCAUUACUUCUCUAGCUAGCGACGCCAGGGAUAAUUUACCUCCUCCAAAUGUGGAAGUUUCUAAAGCCAUUUUAUUGUUUGAAGCCGUGGGAUUAACUAAAGAAGACUUUAUCCUUCUUAUGGGUGGACAUACAGUAGGAAUUGGACAUUGUGCUCUCUUCGAAAAUCGAUUGUACAACUACAAGGGCAUCCCCGGAGCGUCAGACCCGAGCAUAGAUGUAACAUUUCUCCAAGUUCUAAAGACGACUUGUCCUCAGGGCGGGACUAGCGGCAAUUUCGUCAAUCUUGACCAAAUAUCUCCUAAUUUUGUAGACAAUAGCUAUUACAAUUCUACCUUAAAACACUACGGGGUUCUUCAAAUCGAUCAAGAUAUCGCUUUACACCCAGCAACGACCAAAACUGUGUCGUAUUUUGCAGCUAACGGCGCCGUUUUUAAUAAAAAGUUUGGUGAUGCACUCAACAAUUUGGCUAGAGUUGGUGUUCUUACAGGUGACCAAGGACAAAUUAGGGCAACUUGCCGUAUGGUUAAUCCGAGUUAUUGAGUCGAGGAUCUUUAUCGACUUACCGUACUCCUGAUUUUGCCAAUUUACUCACUAAGGUACAAGCAUGUGAGUAAGGAAAUAGAGUUACACAAUACCUACAAGCACUAUGUACAAUCGAUUGUACUUAGUACAUGAGAAUAUUGCCAAUUAAGUCAUCCUCAAAUAGUUGGGUUUUGAUAAUUUUGUUGUUUUGCUAUUUUAUUGCUGUUCUACGUACGAGUUUUUGGCGGGCAUAUUAUUUUCUAGCACCCACUUUUAGUUGGAUUUUAUUAUCCUUGCAAUUUUCUAAGCUACUUUAAUUUGAGUUUGAUGGAUAGAUACGUUUUGGACAAAUUUAUGCUCUACAUUAUGGAGGAAAACAGGGUAUUCUUAAAACUUAUAACUUAUAACUUAAACACUGCAUGUUAUUAUGUGACAUGUCACCCCUAAAUAGGUCACAAUAAGCCAAC